Molecule: messenger RNA, 1024 nt
Organism: Elaeis guineensis (African oil palm)
Lineage: Eukaryota; Viridiplantae; Streptophyta; Magnoliopsida; Arecales; Arecaceae
Source: RefSeq, a predicted model, not a curated record
CCCAUGGAGAAAAGAUCAAAGAGCUGCCUUUGAUCUUUUUCUCCAUGGGUUAUGACUUGUAGAGCCCCAUGUGUUAUGGGUUGUAGCUUGAUCCAUUAAUAAAAAAUAUUAUAAAUAGAAAGAUAGGAGAGGGUGCCAAACUAAUAGGUCUCCAUUCUGCUCCUUGUGAUCGUCCAAGGAAGCCAGGAAGAUCAUUAAUGGCUACCCCGGCAGGACAUGCAUCGCAUCUCUUGCAGAAUGAUGCCCUUUACAAGUAUAUAUUGGAGACAAGUGUUUAUCCACGAGAGCAUGAACAACUCAAGGGAUUGAGAGAGAUGACUAAGAAACAAGAGUGGCAUUUUUGGAUGGUGCCUCCGGAGGAAUGCCAACAUCUUUCUAUGAUUUUAAAGCUUAUGAAUGCAAAGAAGACAAUUGAGCUUGGCGUGUACACUGGUUAUUCACUCCUCACAACAGCACUAGCAUUACCCAAAGAUGGCCAGGUAAAAGAAGACGAGUUGUUUGAUUUUGCAUUUGUUGAUGCUGACAAGUUCAACUAUGGAGAAUACCAUGAACGCUUACUUAAGCUUGUGAAGAUUGGAGGAGUUAUUGUCUAUGAUGAUACUCUUUGGUCUGGUCGUGUGGUUGCUCCAGUGGGUACUCCUCUUUCUCAGUAUGAUGCAGAAGUCAGAGACUAUUUUCUGAAGUUUAAUGAUUUUUUGGCUACCGACUCUCGGAUUGAGAUAACACAAGUUUGUGUUGGAGAUGGAUUCACCAUCUGUAGACGUCUUAUCUAAUUAUGUGGUUUGAUUACACUCUUCAUGUAUGUUUUGGUUAUUAAAAAAAUAAAGUUUGGGGAUAUUCUUAUUAUGGAUAUUUUUUUCAUUUUUAAUGGGAUCACAUCAUCUGUAGGCAUCUUAUCGAACCAUGUAGUUUGAUUACACCCUUCAUGUGUGUUUUGAUUAUUAAAAAAAAAUGUAAAGUUUCGGGAUACUCUUACUAUGGAGUAGUUGCCAUUUUUAAUUGGAUGAAAAAUAUUCAUCCAAUU